GCCGCUUUCUUGACGCAGCUUGACAUGUUGAUGCUGGCGGAGGAGGAGGGAGGAAGUAUGUCCGUCGGAGCUUCAAACCGGCAACCUCCUCUCCUGCUGCGUACUUUCACUUUCAGGCACUCAUGGCUUGAAUAGCGAAAACUCCUCCGGCAGGUUUCAAGCCCUAUAAGAAGGUGAGUGUCAGAUUAUCUCGAAACGCAGAGAGCUACCUGUGGCGUUCGUCAACAUGGCCAGCGAUCAGCAAUGCUUGGACUCUAGAAACCAGCUGAGCCUCCUGUCCGCCAUGGAGUCCAAGAGGCCCAACGUGCUGCAAAAUCUGCGCCACAAGAUUAUGCUCCGGCGAAACAAAUUAAGCCUGAGCAAGACGGGCGACCAGCUGGGUCAGCAAAUGGACCGUCGGAUGAGCUGCUCCGUCCCAGACUUCAUCAGCAUGAAGCAGGACUACUCCUGUGUGACGGACAGCCCUCAGAUCCAGCAGCAGAACACCUCCAGCCGCAGCAGCCCUUCCACUCCACUCAUCAAGUCUAGUAAACACACAUUAAAGAUCGGGAAGGGCCUGAAGUUGAAAAAAGGCGGGGCUAAAAAUGAAAACAGGCUGAGUGUCCCUGGAGACUCGACAGACGGUGCCGUUCCUCAGGACUCCUUGAACAAGAACGUUGACGACAGGAGAAGUUCAGACACUUCCAAUAGAGUUGUAGCUGGUAUGGAAGCGGAAGAGCUGGCACUGCCGGAGAUGAUUUCGGUCUACAGCCCCGAAGCUCCCUCCGUGGACUGCUCUCCAGAUUCACAGACUGACAUGGAAACGGAGAUUUCAAACUGGGCAGAGAAUCAGGAUUUCUCCAAGUGCUUCCUCCUCUCCAUCAACCUGAAGGAAGGUCGCAACCUGGUCGUCAGGGACCGCUGCGGCACCAGUGAUCCUUAUGUGAAACUCAAGAUAGAUGGAAAAACCUUCUACAAAAGUAAGGUGGUUUACAAAAGCCUCAACCCGGCCUGGAACGAGAGCUUCCAUCUGCCUGUGAAGGAUCUGACCCAGAAACUUCACAUCAAGGUGUACGACCGUGACCUGACCACGGACGACUUCAUGGGCUCGGCCAGCGUCCUCCUGAGCGACCUGGAGAUGGACAAGGUCCAUGAGCUGUCUCUGCGGCUGGACGACCCCGGCAGCCUGGAGGAGGACAUGGGCUCUGUGCUGAUCGACCUGACCCUCACGGCCAGGAACGGGGACAGCAAGAAAGGCAAUAGGUGGUGUCGGAAGCGAAGUAGUGCGAGGGCAGCACAACGUCACACUUUCAGAGAACAGUCUGGGAUUCUCAACAGCUUCGGCCUGACGGAGGCUCAGAAGAGGAGCCAGCUGUGGACCUCGGUGCUGUGGGUCACGCUGGUCGGCGGCGUCCAGCUGCCAGUGGACUCUCAGAGCGGUCAUCUGUUUGUUCGCUUCAAACUGGGCGAGCAGCUGUAUAAAAGCAAGAACCACGACAAAGUGAGCAACCCUCAGUGGAAAGAGAAGUUCACCCUCAACCUGUUUCCAGACAGUCCGCACUACAUGGAGGUGGAGCUCUGCUCUAAAGACGGACGGAAGAGCGGGGAGUGUUUGGGAACGGCUUCUGUAGAUGUUUCCAGCGUCCCGCUCAACAACAGGAAGGUGUGCACGCUGGACCUGGGCCCGGGGAAAGGCCACCUGGUCUUCCUGCUCACCGUGAGGGCGUGCAGCGGCGUCUCCAUCACCGACCUCUCCUCCGCUCCGCUGGACGAACCUGAAGCGGUCCCUGAAUAACCUGCGAGAUGUUGGAUUCCUUCAGGUCAAAAUCCUCAGAGCCAACGAUCUGAUCUCCGCUGAUCUGAACGGUAAAAGCGACCCGUACUGCGUGCUGCAGCUGGGCAGCGACCGCCUGCAGACCCACACGGUCUACAAGAACCUGCACCCGGAGUGGAACACCGUCCUGACAUUCCCUGUCAAAGACAUUCACGACGUCCUGGUGCUGACCGUCUUUGAUGAGGACGGAGACAAGGCGCCAGACUUUCUAGGGAGAGUCGCCAUUCCCCUGCUCUCGAUCCGCAACAGACAGCAGAUCACCUACCCGCUGAGGAAACCCGACCUGGGGAGGCUGUUGAAGGGGAGCAUCACUCUGGAGAUGGAGGUUAUUUUUAACCCCGUCAGAGCGAGUUUAAGAACGUUUGAGCCCAGAGAGCGCCUCUUCGUAGAGGAUGCUCCCAAAUUCUCCAAAAAGGCUCUGUCCAGAAACGUGAAUCGGGUGAAAGCCGUGGUCAGAGCCGUCAUGUCCACCCUCCAGUACAUCAAAAGCUGCUUCCAGUGGGAGAGUGUGCAGAGGAGCCUGCUGGCCUUCCUGGUUUUCAUGUUGACCGUCUGGUACUGGGACUCCUACAUGCUGCCCCUGUCCCUGGUUCUGCUCCUCCUGUGGAACUACUUCCGGGUCCGGUCCGGAAGAGACACAGAGGAUCUGGAGAGCAUCGACCUGGCAGACGAGGAGGACGAAGAUGAGAAAGAGUCUGAGAAGAAAGGGCUGAUCGACAAAAUCUACAUGAUCCAGGACACCAUCCUGAUGCUGCAGAACCUGCUGGACGAGAUCGCCUCCUUCGGAGAGAGGAUCAAGAACACGUUUAACUGGUCGGUGCCGUUCCUGUCGGGCCUGGCGCUGCUCAUCUUCACCAUGGGGACGGUGCUCCUCUUCUUCAUUCCUCUGCGCUACAUCAUCUUGAUUUGGGGUAUCCAUAAAUUCACCAAGAAACUGCGGAACCCGUACAGCAUCGACAACAAUGAGGUGGUUGAUUUCCUGUCGCGGGCGCCCUCAGAUGUGCAGAAGGUUCAGUUCAACGAGCUGAAGAUCAUCAAGAAGAAGAAGCUCCUGUAGCAGCAGAGGGACCAGCUCGCCUUACUCCGCUGUGCAUCUGCAAGUUCAUGCUUAAAAACGACCGGGUUAUCCAUCAGAUCUGCUGAUUUAUGUUCUUGGAACAUUUCUACACUUUUUAGUCCAGAAAUGGAUUCUUAUGCAACAAAAAAUGAUCUUUUUUUUCUAAAAAUGAAUGUAAAUUUCAACGUUUUCUUUUAGUUUGAUGUUUAAAAACAGAAUAUUUAUCAUUUUGAUCGAUAUCUAGAGUCGGAUCACUUUUAGAGCUUUUGUGAAUGAUGUUUUUAUUUUCAUGUCGAAUGUGAAGGGAUUAUCCGUGAGACUUGUAUCUGAUUUCUCUCUGUAAACAUGUUAUUUAUUAUGAAAAAACGCUUCAUAAAAGGUGCUUCAUCCUUCA
Molecule: messenger RNA, 3264 nt
Organism: Oryzias melastigma (Indian medaka)
Lineage: Eukaryota; Metazoa; Chordata; Actinopteri; Beloniformes; Adrianichthyidae
Gene: mctp2b
Product: multiple C2 domains, transmembrane 2b
Biological process (GO): regulation of neurotransmitter secretion
Cellular component (GO): synaptic vesicle membrane
Molecular function (GO): calcium ion binding
Source: RefSeq, a predicted model, not a curated record